CUGUCGCUCGAGCCGUUUCCCCUAAACCGCGCACUAGUCUACCGCUUCAACUGUUCCCAAGCUGACUUCCUUUGAAAUCGUGGCUUAAGUUUUCAACGGAGCACCUCGUGUGUAAAUCAGAUCUUUUUCAUAUGGUCUUGGAGUUCUUUUCCUGCGUUGGAAUAAAUAAAACUAGAACCUCAAAUAUUAACAGCUUUGAACGGAAUGAUGAUGCGCGCGUGAACGGGGAAUACCACCUUUCCUGAAGACGUUUCCGAAUACAUGCUCAUGUGGAGACGGUCCAUCGUUUAUGUCGGACGAUGGCGAAGGCAUUUUCUGUCGUUUAUUUGAUGUACACUGUCCUUGGAAUCAGCCGGGUGACUGCAUUAGAGCUUAGAUUCACAUCUGAGCCCCCUGGCCUCAGCAUCCAAGAAAGCGUCCACAGAAUCAAUGCCACUGACACCCUGGAGAUUACCUGCAGGGGUCAGCAGCUCCUUGAGUGGGACACACCUUUCAACCGGAGUCACGUGGACGGCCGCCUGUCCUUGGUGGACUGCAGUGGAGCCGGUCUGUUCUGUAGUACUCUGAUUGUCACCGCGGCGACAGCCAAUGAGACAGGACUUUACCGGUGCUCCUUCCAGAACCAGCCGGUGGAGGCUGGAAAGACAUCUGCCUCUGUAUAUGUGUUUGUCCAAGACUACAGGUCCCCGUUUGUCCGCUCGGCCCACCCCUAUGACGUGGUGUUUAUCCGGGAGGGGGAGCAAGUGGUCAUCCCCUGUCUUGGUUCCGUAGAGGACAUCAACGUCACUCUCUUCACGAAGUACCCUCCAAAAGAGGUCACCUCAGAUGGGAAGAAAGUAUACUGGGACAGCAAAAGGGGUUUCGUCCUGCCCAGUCACCUGAUCAGCUUUGCUGGCCUGGUCUACUGCCAUACCCACAUCCAUAACGAGACCUUCUCCUCCUCCCUAUAUCUCAUUGCUGUUGUAGGAUACAAGAUCUAUGACCUCACUGUGACCCCUGGGGAGGAGAGACUGUCUGUAGGGGAGAGGCUGGUGCUCAACUGCACCGCUCACACAGAGCUCAACGUGGUCUUGGACUACACAUGGAAGUUUCCACAGGGCCAGGUCCAGUCUGUGAACAGCUCUCUGUCUCGAGCUAAACUCCAAUCUCACAAGAAGAAACUGUGGAACACUCUAGAACUGUCCAACAAGUUCAUCAUAGAGAAUGUGACAGUAGAAGACGCCGGAAAAUACUCCUGCACUGCUUCCAGUGGUGGAAUGAUUAAGACUUCCAGUGCUACUCUUACAGUCUAUGGAAAGCCCUUUAUAGAGCUGAGUGAUCAAUUGAUUGACACCCUGGAGGUCUAUGCCAAAGAUGGGAUAGUCAAGAUCCCUUUGAAGUACACUGCCUACCCAGAACCCUCAGUGAAAUGGUUUAAGAACGAUCAGCCCAUCAGAAAAGAGGACAGCUACAACAGGGUGAAGCCAGGGAGGGACCACCUCACCAUCCAGGAUGUGGUCGAGAAGGAUGCUGGGAAUUACACAGCGGUCCUGACCAACCGGAUCACCAAAGAAGAGCACAGGCACACUUUCAGACUGCUGGUCAAUGUUCCACCUCAGAUCUUUGAGAAGGAGGUUGCGGUGCAUUUAGACGCACACAUGUACGGCAGUAGCCCCGCCCUCCGGUGCACCUCGGGGGGGCCCUCUCCAGUCGACAUCCAAUGGCAGUGGAUGCCCAAGGAAGACUGUCCAAUCCUCUUCCAGCCUGUGAGUCGACUGAAGGAGUGCUCCCAGUGGAGGGACCUCACCAACGGCACGGCUCUCAACCACGUCAGCAGCCCUAGCACCAUCGCCGACGCCUCUCUCAAGACUGUGAGCACACUGAAGAUCCGGAAGGCUGAGGACCACGCUAUCUACAGGUGCAUCGCCACCAAUAAAGCAGGAGUGGAUGAGUACAUCAUCGUCUUCCAGGUCACACGGGGCCUGGAGCUCAGUUUGAAUUCCUCAUCCGAGCCCAUCGAGCAAGACAACGUGGCUCUGCAGUGCACAGCAGACCGGCUGCUCUACGGCAACUUGACCUGGUACCGGGUGACAAACGUGUCCAGCAGCCCAGAGACCCAGGCCUUCCCGGCCGCCCAACCCUGCCGCACCCUGCCCCGGCCCCUCCUGCCUCUGCCCCAGGCCACGCCGCUCAGGGUGCAAGGCAGCAACAUCACCAUGGAGCUGCUGCUGACCAACGCCUCCCUGCAGGACGAGGGCCUCUACGUCUGCCAGGUGGAGAGCCUCACCACGUCGUCCGAGAAGACCUGCCUGCUCCACUACCUCUCGCUCAGAGCCCUGGAACCAGCCAAAAUCACCAGCGUCCUCACCGACCAAAGAGUGAAUGUGAGUGACUCGACCACAAUGACAUGUGAGGUGUCAGGCACUCCAACACCAACCAUCAUCUGGACCAAGAACAACCGGACUGUGGGAGAGGAGUCGGGUGUACUUCUGAAGCGGUCCAACAGCACAUUGACCAUCCUGCGGGUCAAGAAAGACGACAGCGGCCUAUACGUCUGCAGCGCCUGCAACAGCCAAGGCUGUGACACAGACCAGGCCUUCCUCAGCGUGGAAGGUGCCGAGGAGAAGAUGAACGUGGAGCUGAUCGUGCCCAUAGGAGCCGUGGUCAUAGCCAUCUUCUUCUGGAUCCUCAUCGUCUUCGUCAUCCGGAGCCGGAAACGGCCAAAUGAGGAGCUGAAAACUGGCUACCUGUCAAUGAUCCUGGACGAGGAUGACAUGCCGAUGGAUGAGCACUGCGAGAGGCUCCCUUACGAUGCCAACAAGUGGGAGUUUCCCAGAGACCGACUCAAGCUAGGAGAGCCACUGGGUCGAGGAGCCUUCGGUCAGGUGGUGGAGGCCUCGGCAUUUGGCAUUGAGAAAGCCACAACCUGCACCACUGUGGCAGUGAAAAUGCUUAAAGAGGGCGCCACUACCAGUGAGUACCAGGCCCUCAUGUCUGAACUGAAGAUUCUCAUUCAUAUCGGCCAUCAUCUCAAUGUAGUCAACCUGCUUGGAGCAUGCACAAAACCAGGAUGUCCUUUGAUGGUGAUUGUGGAGUACUGCAAGAACGGAAACCUCUCCAGCUACUUGAAGAGCAAGCGGGAGGAGUACAGCCCUUUUAAGAGACGAGGUCCAAGCUCCUGGCCCAGCCCGUCUCAGGUGGAGGAGGACUUCAGCCAGGGGGACCUGGGGUUGGGCACGAGGCUGGACAUCUGCACCGGCACUGCAACCUGCUCACGCGAGGACUGGGCAGAGAGCUGCCUGGAGGAGCAAGAGAGCUCAGACUGGGACCAUCUCGCUCUGGAGGACCUCAUUAGUUACAGCUUCCAGGUGGCCAAGGGCAUGGAGUUCCUCUCCUCUCGAAAGUGCAUUCAUCGGGAUCUGGCAGCUCGGAACAUCUUGCUUUCAGAAAAUAACGUGGUGAAGAUCUGUGACUUUGGACUGGCCAGAGACGUGUACAAGGACCCCGACUACGUCCGCAAGGGAGAUGCUCGUCUUCCUCUGAAGUGGAUGGCCCCGGAGACCAUCUUUGACCGUGUCUACACCACACAGAGCGAUGUGUGGUCAUUUGGAGUCCUGCUCUGGGAAAUCUUCUCUCUGGGGGCGUCCCCCUAUCCCGGCGUGGCCAUCGAUGAGUCCUUCUGCCGCAGACUGAAAGAGGGCGCCAGGAUGAGAGUGCCUGACUACGCCACACCAGAGAUCUACCAGACCAUGCUGGACUGCUGGCUGGAACGGCCAACAGACAGACCCACAUUCGCUGAGCUGGUGGAACACCUGGGCAACCUGCUCCAGGCCAGCGCACACCAGGAUGGGAAAGACUACAUCCCUCUGACGGUCGGCGACCAGGAGGGCGUCUCAGGCUCUGCCCGUGCCAGAGGCCUCCUCGGCAGGUCACCCAGAGAGGACAGCACCGCUGCCCAGCUCCAUUACGACAACGCCCCAGCACUAGGGUAUCCCAUUCAGGGUGAUGGCCAGGCCCUAUUUGAGGACAUUCCACUGGGCCAUAGCCUUGUUCGGGAUGUUGAGAUUGACAGAGCAAUGGGCCUCUCCGCAGAAGAGAUGAAAAAACUGGACCACCACAGCAAUCUCAAUGGCACCUCACGCACACACCUCUUCAGCACGAACCUCCGGUGCAAGAGUAAAGAGUCGCUGGAAUCUGAGUCGUCCAAUCAGACGAGCGGGUACCAGUCUGGGUACCACUCUGAUGAUGCAGAGCGAGGAGAGGAUCCUAUCUACGCCAACGAGGAGAUGAUCCUGAAGAGGGACCCAAUGAAAAGGCCACUGCCCAAGCCUGCUGAGAAAUUUAGCAUGGAUGUACGUUACAGUGCACCGCCUGUUUAGCAUUUAGCUUUCAGAAACAGAAUUCAACAACUUUCAAAGCAAUAAAAUAACACCCUUCACAAAAGCCCUUAAUGUGAUCGCUUAAACCAAUAAGUCAAUAAGCCAACAAUUGAAUUCAAGGAGUGGACAAGCGUGUAACUGUGAUGAUGUGAUUUGUGCAGUCCUUUCUGUUGCCUAGCGAUAAGGCUGGAAGAAAUGAGCGACAAAGCUAUCUAUGAAAAAAAUGACACCUUGUGGAUCCAGGAAUAGUGUUGCCUUUUCUUUGUCUUUCCUUUUUCCACAUAAUUACGUAAUAAGCUAUAAGAUAUUCUGAAACGAAAUAGAAGUGCCUAAGUCCAAUUUUAAAACCCUGGGAUAAUGGCAUCAUUUUUGCAUUUAACUACUCAAAAAUAUUGAGGUCUUUCAAUCAGCCAGCUGUUUUACCCAAACACAGAACUGUCUCUAGGUUAGCCGGUUGCUAAUGUUUUAGAUAUGAGAAACUGAGGUUUUUCUUGGAAUAGAAAGCAAACGCAACACAAUGUAACUCGUGUUCCCUCAGGACUGGAGCUCAAAUAGGAGAGCUUCAAUUCCCUGUGAACCUUCAGCUUCUGCUCAGGUUGUCCUUACGUCGAGUGCCUUGUGGGGGAAAUACCAGUCUGUGCCCUUCAACCUUCUUCAAGCAUGCCCAUGGCACCAGUUCCUAUUAACUCCCAGAUAUUGGCCAGACAUGCCCCCGCUUCCACUUGUUUACAGGGCAGUCUGUCUCCUCACCCACCUCUGUUUCUUUGUUUUGAAAAGAAAUGUGAUAUACUACAUGGGGGAAGAGAUUAUGAUUUUCGAGUGUGUGUUCACAGUCAUUUCUUCUUUUUUUUUAAUUCUUUUUUUUUGUGCUGAUAACAGACUCCUUUUUUUUGUGUGAGUCUUAGAAGUGUAAUCGUGUUUGUGCAGAAACUGGAUGACCCCAGGAGCCUGUUGCCAGGGGGACCCUCCCAGUUCCUGUGACACAGGAAAUAGCAAAUGGAAUGUGAGACAAUCGAGUGAGCAAAUGUUUUCUUUCCCCAUUUUUCUCCGCCUUUUUUUCUCCUCUCCUCUCAAUUGUGUUUAAUAGAGGCAUGGGUUGCCUUUGUCUCUCCGGACUCAGAUCACGAAAUGACAUCAUGUUGAGGGCUUUUCGAUUGUACAGUUUAUUAUGAGAAUUUGUUUCCCUGUCGAAAAAUUCUUGUUUUAUUAUGCUUAUUCUAUUAUUGUUAUUAUUAUUGUUGUUAUUUACUGAUCUUGUAAAAAAAUUAACUAGUUUUAUAAAAAUAAACAUAUUUGCUGAUCAA
Molecule: messenger RNA, 5662 nt
Organism: Clupea harengus (Atlantic herring)
Lineage: Eukaryota; Metazoa; Chordata; Actinopteri; Clupeiformes; Clupeidae
Gene: kdr
Product: kinase insert domain receptor (a type III receptor tyrosine kinase)
Biological process (GO): multicellular organism development; positive regulation of kinase activity; protein phosphorylation
Cellular component (GO): plasma membrane; signaling receptor complex
Molecular function (GO): ATP binding; vascular endothelial growth factor receptor activity; growth factor binding
Source: RefSeq, a predicted model, not a curated record